AUGACCAAGCUCUCAGCAACGCGAACUGGCGUGGCUACAAACGCCGCCGAACCAGUUCAAUCCACCAUCUCCCACGUGUUCGAUAAGCGUCCCUUGUUUCAUCAGAAUGCUUUGCGUGCUCGGCCGACGAUGAACACUUUUUACACGGGACAGCAACACUUUUAUCAACCGAACAGUUUUAUCAACGAUUCUUCGUUGCUGUGCGAUGAGUUGAAGCGUGUUCAACAGCUGGAACUGUUAGUGUGUAUGCAGCACCAGCAGCAACAACAGUGCCAAGAGCAACAACAACAACUACUACCAACGCCUGCAUUUAUGCCGAGUUCGUUGCUGACAGUACCAAAAGCAACGAACCGAAACCGUAACAGCGUGAUAACACGGCAACAACUCUUUUCUGGUUCUGAAAUUUCUUCUGCUAGGAAUGCUAAUGUUACUGCUAGUGCAGCCGUCGAUCAAUCGAUCUCUCAUCAACAUCCGAAUUCUCACUGGUUAAGCAUACAGGGCCGAUUCCCACAAGCGUCUAACCACUAUACUAACUGGAUCGAUCACAUGAAGCGCAUGCAUCUGGAAGAACAACAAUGCAUGCUAGCUUCCAUACAAGCACAGCUUUUGUACAAUUGGUACCGAGUUUGGGAAGCUACCGAUCAGCACGGCGAUCGUUGGUGGAAAAAUCGUACCGAUGUGCGAACCACUACACAAACAUCGGCAUCCCGUCCUCUCCAUAGGGCUCUUUUGCAGGCAUUCUGUCAAUUGAUUUCAAGUGCCGGAGAUGGUGGUUACGUCCAUCCGCUUAUUCACUUCAAUCUGACACAUCUAGGACAGAGGCCGGUAGGCCCACAUGGGCUUCAGCAAGCCCCACGUCGUGGCAAAUAUCGCACGGACCAAUUAUCACACGGAAAGGCGGUGUCGCUCCCUGCACCAGCUGGGUCCGCUCUGCCAAAACCGAUCAACACAACAACAGACAACAGGCCGUCGAUUGGCAACAACAAUCCUUUAACACCGUUCCUGUUUGUCUACGUGCCGUUGCUAACACCGUUGCCCGACCCCCAACAGUUGCCAUUGGCUGUAAACCACACCGCAAUCGCAGGACCACCGGUAUUGCCGAGGACCACGGUUCCGCCGUCAUCAAGGUUGCCACCCUCAGCGCGCUCCUUGGAUGCCAUCAUUAAUGACAGGUUAGUGCAGCCAUUCGUUUACGCACCAAUUUCAAACGACAAUUAA
Molecule: messenger RNA, 1218 nt
Organism: Anopheles marshallii
Lineage: Eukaryota; Metazoa; Arthropoda; Insecta; Diptera; Culicidae
Exons: 1
Coding region: 1-1218 (405 amino acids)
Source: RefSeq, a predicted model, not a curated record